GGAAAAUUUCAGCCAAAAUUGGGUUAAGCCAUUUGACACUGAAGGUGUGUGGUGGCUCCUUACUUAUGGGAGAAUGUAGCAAAGUGCAAAAGUAUUGUUUGUUACCCAGCUUUAAAAAGCUCACUGGAAGAAACGGGGAGAAAGGGGACACUGUCGCUUUAAGAGCAUCCGUGAAAGUGUUGCUACUGGAAGCUGCUCUGCGAGACGGCCAGCUGGGAAAGUGCUGCUAAUAAGGGGAAAGGAGCUUCAGCUCCAGAUCUUUGAGCCUGUGUGUGACAGGGAGUGAGACAGGGAACAAAUCAGGAGCACAGUUAGUGCCCAGUGGGAAGAGGGCACAGAGACACUGAUAAACUUGCUGUAGCCAUACAGCAAGGGGGAUUAGAAAGCAACAGUGACCAGCCCAUCAUUCCUGUAGACACCAAGAAGCAAGAUGGAUCUCCCCCAAGGCACUCAGGUUUCAUCUGAUUGCUCAGACAGGGGCUCUUUUAAGAUGGAGAGUGAAAAAUUAUCCAGCACUGAACAGGCACUGAUACGAGAAAGCUGGCAGAAAGUGAGUGGCAACCCCCUGCAGCAUGGCAUCAUCUUGUUUACCAGGUUGUUUGAUCUGGAUCCUGACCUCCUGUCCCUCUUCCAGUACAACUGUAGACAGUUUUCCAGCCCACAAGAAUGCCUCUCUUCCCCUGAGUUCCUGGAUCAUAUAAGGAAGGUCAUGCUGGUGAUAGAUGCAGCUGUGACUCAGUUGGAGAACUUACCGUGUCUGGAAGAAUAUCUCUGCAACCUGGGUAAGAAGCACCAAGCAGUUGGCGUGAAGAUGGACUCUUUCUCGGCUGUGGGAGACUGCUUGCUGUACAUGCUGGAGAAAUGCCUUGGCACUGCCUUCAGUCCAGACAUGCGAGAGGCUUGGACCAGGCUCUACGAUGCUGUGGUGAAAGCCAUGAGCCGUGGCUGGGAGGCACAUGGGGAAGCAGAAUAGAUCCAGCAAUCUGUUAGGAUCUGCUCCCAGCCCAUCAACAGUUCUGUGGACAGAGCACCUCCUCUUCCAGCUGUGCACAUUCUGGGGCCUUCUCAGCAGUUCUCUCCAUCUUGCUUCACCAUUACCCACAUCUCUGCCUCUGAUGGUGACCAGUGCAGUCCCUUAAAGGCAUAUCAACAGCAAAGUGAAGGUAGAAGAGCAGCAUGGGCAGGUGUAUCAGGGUAGUAUCUAGGUAGUAUGGGUAAUGCCGCAGUGAAGACACAGUGGCAUGGGCUUCAUUGUGGACAAAGUACAAGCCCACUGCGGCCCUGGGAAUGUACUGUCAUCACUAGCCCAUAUGACCAUGUUUUCACUGCUCUUGUUACCUGGGUCAGCUACAGUAAAGCUGAUCUGAGCAUGCCUGCAUGAAUUGCAAUGGCCCUUUCAACCUGUGUGUAACAAGUGGGCAUCCUGGGGCUGAUCUGAGCAUAGGUCUGCCUACUUGUUUCAGAGCAAACCACCCGCCUACCUCACCUGCCACGCCUUUGAUACUAGUUAGAAGAUGAUAACAAGGCGGGAGGCUGCACAUUUACUUGCCCUGAUGCCAAGGGCCUAUGUAUACAGCUCUGACCUCCCCUGUACCAUGUCCCAUGCCUCACAGAUGGCAUCCAUGGCUUAGCACCCAGCCUAUAGCUUAUCUGGCCUAAUACCUGCCCACUCAAUCAAUCGGGGAUUAGCAUACAUGGCUUAGCUCACAAUCCUGUUUACUCGGGGCUCCCAGGCCCUCCCUUUUCCAUGGGCUCCUAGCCUAGCUUGGGACCCUCUUGGUCCCCUUGCGCCCCCACACUGGGGCCUCAAUCCCCUGCCUGACACUGGGCUCACAAUCCCUUAUCCCUUUGCCCCAGGAACUUCACAUCUAGCUGCCUGUAGGCUCAGGGACCCAGCCCCCUGGAGCCUCACACCUGGUUCCUUAAUGCCACUCAGGUCUUGCAGUGAGCCUGGAAGCUGUGUCAGGUCCCCCCCUGAUUUGGGCCCUGCCUCAGAACUCACUGUGAGCCUGGGCUCCUGCUUUGUUCUUCAGGGUGUGCUCCCCUUGCCUUUUCCCUUGACAGGGUCACCCACAAGGCAGCGGGGGCUGAGGCUUUUUCUUGGCACCCUGUACUCGCUGUUCACUAGGGAGGCAACUGGUGUGGCACUUCCUGGAGACUGCCCUGACAUUGGCAGUCCCAUCACACCAUCCUACCCCAGCAAGGUGUAGUUUUAGGUCAUGCUGCAGCACCUGGAACCUCCACCUUCCCCAUAGCUCCUUCCUUGUACCUCUAAGAUGUCAUGAGCAGCAGCUACAGCUGGGUGGUGUUUUCCCAGCUGCUAGCAGUAGAUAGCUGGCCACACUGCUCAGGGCCUGUUCUUAUAGAGAACACCUGGGCCCUGUUCCCAAUCAGGUAAUUGCACCUGAUUGGGAGUGCAGCCACCUGCAAGCUGCUUGGCUGUUUGCUCAUGCCCCUUUGAGUAACAGAGCACACCCUGUGCUCUGUUACACUGUGGUAUAGAUAUGCUAUGAAUUGCACAGCAAUGAGUCCUUCCAUCUUCCUGGGAGGUAGGGUAGAGGGACAAGCAAGGAAGAGCUGGGCUGAAGAUAUUUCAGUCAGUAGUAGUGGAAUGAGCUUUUCCUGAACUGAUUCUGUCUUUCCUUAAAGUUGCAAAUCAUCCUUUUUCUCUGCCCAAAUAUUUUCCAAGAGUCGUUGCAGAGUUCAAGUCAGGCUGCUCUUAUCAGACCUGAGCUGUUGACUGGGUUCAUUUAGCUAUUGGAUCGAACCUGAAUGACAGGUGAAUGCAGCAGCUACUACUGCUUUUUAAAAUGUCUUCUAUUAUUUAUUUAAUAGUAAAUAAAUAAAUAAAUAAAGUAAAGAUGUACUGGGACAUGCAGUGCAUGCAUCUGUCCCCUGGGAGAUCUGUCUCCUGGGGGCAGCUUCCAAAAAUCAUCUUGGUUCUUGGCCAGAGAGAACAUAGCUGGGAUUUCUCUGCAGUGAUAUCAGGAUCUGGCAUUCUUCCCGCUACAGGAGAAUUUACAUUUUGUUAGUGGUGUUACCCUGUUGGUGAAAUGCUGCCACCUCUGUGUGGGAGGAGACUUGAGUUUAAGUCUUUCCUGCCCAAGAGCAGAGGGGCUGGACCUGAUGAUCUCAUGAGGUCCCUUCCAGCCCCUAACAUCUAUGAAUCUAUGAACAGUGUUCAGGACAGGAAAUAAGAACACAUUAUCCAGCUGAAAAGACAGGGAGGGUGUUGGCGAAGCAGAAUCUAGAUGCUGCUCUUGGAAUCUGACUCGAACACAACCAGUAAAAGUAGGACACUGGGAUUCUCCUGGGAAGGCCCUGUCUGGAGACUGCCAAGGUGUGACUGGGUAAUGUUUGUUUCAUCACUGCUGGGAGCUGUUUCAUUACUCUGUAUGAAGAUACCACUUCCAUGGUCUGGCAGCAGCUGUAUAGCAACAGGUGACUGGUUAGAGGGUCCUCAGUUGCAUAUUCAAGAGAGGCUAGUUUAUGGGUGCAAUACCAAAGCCUGGUAUCAGGUUUGUGGGCACUUCUCUCCUUUCCCCCAUCUGAAACAGGCAUCAGUUCUCUUCAUUAGUGCCCUGUCCCUAAGCAGGGCUGAGUGGCCAUGAUAGAUCUUUGGCCCUGCAACUUCAAGCCAGGUAAGGAUGAGCUGAGCCUUGAUACAGGAGAAUAGCAUUGGCUGUGUCAUGGGAGUGGAGAGUUAAGGAAACCUCCCUUCUAGUUCCCCACUGUGGAAUUUUGGAAGAGGAACAGCGUGUAUCCAGUGAUUUCUCUGCUGCUAUACAUGCCUGGGGUCAAAGACUUCUCUUCUGUGCAUGGCAGGAGGGAGACUGGGUGUGAUGGAUGGUGGAUCUGUGCGCACAUACUACUACACCAAAUAAGCAGCUCCUCCUAUAGCUAUCUUAGCUCUCUGAUUUCCUCUUCUGUGUCAUGUUUUGUGUAAUUCCUAAGAGAAAUAAACUAGCUGUGUUUGUGCCUCCUGGAUCUGCCUGGACUGUUUAAUAUCGAGUGGUGUAACGACAAUGUUAG
Molecule: messenger RNA, 4032 nt
Organism: Alligator mississippiensis (American alligator)
Lineage: Eukaryota; Metazoa; Chordata; Crocodylia; Alligatoridae
Gene: NGB
Product: neuroglobin
Exons: 5
Coding region: 431-973 (180 amino acids)
Molecular function (GO): oxygen binding; heme binding
Source: RefSeq, a predicted model, not a curated record